Molecule: messenger RNA, 1421 nt
Organism: Passer domesticus (house sparrow)
Lineage: Eukaryota; Metazoa; Chordata; Aves; Passeriformes; Passeridae
Gene: PMF1
Product: polyamine modulated factor 1
Exons: 5
Coding region: 503-1180 (225 amino acids)
Biological process (GO): chromosome segregation
Cellular component (GO): MIS12/MIND type complex
Source: RefSeq, a predicted model, not a curated record
GUGGCCGAGCGAGCCGGGGAGAACCGGCUGGAGCACGUGGAACCAGCCGUGACCCAGGGCGCGGGCUGGCUCCUGCGUGGCUGUCACAUGGGAAACGUCGCUUCUUUUAUUCUCUAACCGAGCUGAACUUCGCUUCUUCUUUUCUCCUUGAAUUCUUCGGCCUUGCUCGUUUUAUUUCGCACAAAGUCGCUGGAGGGCAGGGCGGGCAUUUCCACGGGGCAGAGAAGGGCGGUUUGGCACGGUGCUGCGCUUCGGGGCCGGGCGCGGCCCCGCUCCGGGAGGCGGCAGCUUCUGAGCGCGGUGGUUUUAUCGCGGUUUGCUUCGGACCGGGAGCGGCCGGGUGGGGCGACCACGGCGAGCGGCACAAGCCGCGCUCCCUUCCCGUGCCGCCUUCCCGCGUUCCGUUCCCGCGUUCCGUUCCCGCGCUCCGUUCCCGUGCCGCCUUCCCGCGCGUUCUUCCCGCGCUGGCGGGCGGCGGGGGCGGGGCCCGGCGCCUCAGCCAAUGGGCGGCGGCGGCGGCGGCUCGCGCCGGGCCAUGGCGGCGGCGGGGAGUGAUGGCGGCGGCGCUGAGGGCGGCGGCGCCGAUGGCGGGGACGGCCCGACCCCGGGGCGCUCCGAGCUGUUCAGCACCGUGGUGGACACGUUCCUGGAGAAGCUGGUGGCCGCCGGGAGCUACCAGAGGUUCGUCAGCUGCUACCGCUGCUUCUACAAGCUGCAGCCGCAGCUGACCAGGAGCAUCUACGAUCAGUUCAUCUCCCAGCUGCAGGCGUCCAUAAAGGAGGAGAUCCAGGAGGUGAAAAAUGAAGGGAAUCUGGAGGAACUCCUCAAUUCACUGGAUAAGAUCGUGGAGGAGGCAAAGGGCCGGGAAGAGCCAGCGUGGAAGCUGCGCUGCAGCUGCAGCGGCGCGUCUGAGGCUGCCUGCUGCAGCUUUGGGCAGCCCAGCAGCAGUGCAGGGCUGGGUGCUGCGUUGCAGGCGGCCCAGCGGGAGCCCGGAGCGGGACGUGCGCGCUGCGCUGGCGCCCUCGCUGCUGCAGCACCGCGCCCACCUGCGCCGGGCGCUGCGGGAGCGGCAGCAGCGCAGCAGCGGGCUGGCCGAGGCCGUGCUGGCGGGGAGGAGCAGGAUUGCAGAGCUGCAGCAGCUGAUCCAGGCUCGCCAGCAGGCCUGGCAGGCAGCCAGUAAGGAGCAACGAGAGCUCAUCAUGACAUUCCAGGAGCCCCAGUGAGGCCAGGGGAUGUCCCACAGGCUCUGCUGGGACAGGUCAUCAUCCCAAAGCACUGAUGGGACAAGGUACCCAGACUGAGAAUCACCCCAGCAGGCCACUGGAGACUGCAGAGGGACUGAAACAGCUGCUGGACUGGCACAGUUUGAUCAGAUUUGGGGCAGAAACAAAAAAAAAAAAAAAAAUUGGGAUCUUUGCAAA